Messenger RNA from Setaria italica (foxtail millet), 2601 nucleotides. RefSeq lists its product as uncharacterized. The record is from RefSeq and is a predicted model, not a curated record. Lineage: Eukaryota; Viridiplantae; Streptophyta; Magnoliopsida; Poales; Poaceae. The transcript is spliced from 3 exons. The coding region runs from base 1 to 2601 and encodes 866 amino acids.
AUGGGGUUCAACCCUCCGGUGCCGCAGCAGGACAGCAACCGGGAGAUCCGGGAAGCGGUGCAGGUGAGCCUCCUCCUCCAGAUCCUCCUCAUCUUCGUCGGCCGCGUCCGCAAGCGCUCCUCCCACCCCUUCCCGCGCUUCACCGUCUGGUCCUGCUACCUCCUCGCCGACUGGGUCGCCGACCUCGCCCUCGGCCUCCUCCUCAACAACAUGGGCAACAUCGGCGGCGGCGGCGGCAGAGGCAGCUCGUCGUCCAGCUUCGGCCUCAAGCGCGGCGGCGGCGCGAACGACAACGAGCUGUGGCUCCGCCACCUCAUCGGCCUCCUCUUCGAGCUCUUCUCCGCCUUCGUCAUCUUCUUCUGCUCCCUGCGCGGCAACCCCAUGAUCCACGCCACCGUCCUCAUGUUCGUCGCCGGCAUCAUCAAGUACGCCGAGCGAACCUACUCGCUCUACUCCGUCAGCGUCGACGGCUUCCGCACCAAGAUCCUCGACCCGCCGGAGCCCGGCCCCAACUACGCCAAGCUCAUGACCGAGUUCGACUCCAAGUACAAGGCUGGCCUGGCCGUCGAGAUCACCAUCGCCGACGGCGAGGCCAGCAAGGCGCAGAAGGAGAUGGAAGAGAAAGAAGCCACGCGCUUGGUGCUGCACGCCAACAAGAGCGUGGAGGCGCGCGCGUACGAGUUGUUCGUCAUCUUCCGCCGCUCGGUGAAUGGCAUGCUAAGCUUCAAUGAUCGCCGCAACAACCAGGCGUUCUUACUGCAGCGCCCGGCCCUCACGCCCGGCGAGGCGUUCGAGGUCAUCGAGGUGGAGCUCAACUUCAUCUACGACAUGGUCUACACCAAGGCGCCGGUCACCCACACCGGCCACGGAUUGGUCCUCCGCUGCGUCUGCUCCGGCUGCCUUGCCGCCGCGCUCGCCAUCUUCCUCCUCCUCGACAAGCGCCGCCACAACAUCAGCCGCGUCGACACCGGCAUCACCUACGCGCUGCUGCUCGGCGGGCUGGCGCUCGACGCGGUGGCGCUGCUCAUGCUUUUGUUCUCCAACCGCGUCACCGUCUUCCUCGAGCAGUCGCAGCGGCUGAGGUGGCUGGUGCGGCUGACCCGGGCGGCCAAGCGGUCACGGCGGACGCGGCGCUGGUCGGGGAAGACCUCGCAGCUCAACCUCAUCGGCUACUGCCUGGGCAAGCCGGAGCAUAACAGCAGGAGAGGGCGUUCCCGCUGGUGGCUCAAGGUCGCCUACAAGGUCGGCCUCGAGGACAUCGUCGACGACCUCAUCUUCAUCCGGCGCGAGCCGCUUAUGAAGGAGGGAUCCAGCAGCAGCAGCAGCAGCCUCCUCGAGUUCAUCUUCAAUGGCCUCAAGGGCGCGGCCAUUAAUACUAAGCUGGAAAAGAAGGAGGACAUUAUGGAGGUGUGCGGCCGCCGAGGCAAGGGUGUCGUCGAGGACCACGAGAAGCAGAUCAUGAAGGCGCUCAAGAUCGAUAACAAGGACGAACACCUCGAGGAGCAGAUCAUGGAGGCGCUCAAGAACAAGGACGAGCGCCUCGAGGAGUGCGUCAAGAACGCACUCAAGAUCAAGGACAUGCGGCUCGAGGAGUACAUCAAGAAGGCGCUCAACAUCAAUGACGACGGACGCCUCAAGGAGCAGGUCGAGGAGGCGCUCAAGAACAAGGACGGACGCCUCGACGAGCAGACCAUCAAGGAGGUGCUCAAGAACUAUAACAAGGCCAAAAAGUUCAAACUCAUCCUGGACAGCGUGACCGAGAGUGACUUCGACGAGUCCCUGCUGCUGUGGCACGUCGCCACCGACCUGUGCCGCCUCAAGGACAACCAAGGGCCGGCGGUGGAGCGCACCGCACGGAUGCAGGCCAUCGGCGAGAUCCUGUCGGAGUACAUGCUGUACCUGCUCAUCAAGCAGCCGGAGAUGCUGUCGGCCACGGCGGGCAUCGGGCGGUUCCGCUACCGGGACACCUGCGCCGAGGCGCAGCGCUUCUUUGCCUCCAUGGACGCGUGGGUCGGCGACCACGAGGAUGCCCGGGUAAUGCUGCUGGGGGUCAACACGUCACAGAAGCCGUCGACGGUGAAGGGCGACCGGAGCAAGUCGGUGCUGUUCGACGCCGUCAUCCUGGCUAAGGUGCUCAGGGAGCUCGACGACGGGCUCAUGUGGGAGGUGCUGACGGGGGUGUGGGGGGAGAUGCUGACGUACGCGGCGGGCAAGUGCCGCGGGAGCACGCACGUGCGGCAGCUCAGCCGUGGCGGCGAGCUCAUUACCCACGUCUGGUUCCUCAUGGCGAACCUGGGCCUCAGCGACAUGUACCAUAUCCAGGAGGGGGACACGCCAAGGCCAAGCUCAUCCGCCAAGGGCCCCUCCUCCCGCGCCCAACCCCCGCGCCGCCAGUGGGGAACGCAGGCGUCGCGUGGAGGCGGCGCGCUGUGGGUGAAGGAGGCGGCCAUCAAGGAGGAGGGGCUGCUAGGGAUGGACGAUGACGGCAACGACUGGUACGGCAGCGAUGGGUGGAGCAGAAUCCCCAAGCGGGUCCGCUAUGGGAUCCCCUUCGUGGGGGCAUUCUUUGGCCUCUUCUUCUUCUUCGCGCUCAUCCUCUAG